Molecule: messenger RNA, 4333 nt
Organism: Syngnathoides biaculeatus (alligator pipefish)
Lineage: Eukaryota; Metazoa; Chordata; Actinopteri; Syngnathiformes; Syngnathidae
Product: metalloreductase STEAP4-like
Exons: 13
Coding region: 546-2003 (485 amino acids)
Biological process (GO): copper ion import
Cellular component (GO): endosome; plasma membrane
Molecular function (GO): cupric reductase (NADH) activity; ferric-chelate reductase (NADPH) activity
Source: RefSeq, a predicted model, not a curated record
UUAUUGUGCCACCACAGCUAAGUCAAGUCUUGUUUUUUGCCUGAAAGUAAUUCGACCACAUUUUCAUGUUUUUGGACCUUGCCUGUUGCCUCGUGUUUUUGUGCCUCUGUCUUUUUUUUGGACUGCUUACCUGCGCAUGACCCUUGCCUGGAUUAAACCCUCCCUCAACAUCAUGUCACUGCCUCUGAGUCCUGCAUUUGGGUCCAGCCUCAUAUACCCAACAAAUUGAUGAGUGACUGGUCGGAACACCAAGGUUUCAGACUUGGUCUGUAGUUUUUAAAGCUAGGAACAGUUCCAAGGGAGCAAGAGGAGAAAACCACCCGUCUGCGUUCAUUUUAAGAACAGAAGAGUGCGGAGGAAGAGACGAAGGAGCGCAGCAACAGACGGAUGAGACAUCAAAAGAGCCGGCAAAGAGAUAGCGAGGAUGCGCCGUUGAGUGCGUAAAUCGAAAGACGGCCACAUCCCCCCCGCCCCACCCCCCAUCUGAUUUACUGUUCAAAGUCCGGCGAAAUAAAACGACCCCCAUCUCGUUGCAGUGCUUCAACAUGACUGUGGCGAGCGGCGUCCGAGAAGACGGGAAGUUCGAAAGCGUGUCCCUGCAUCCUCUCGAAGGAAGAGCAGCGGCGACGGCCGGCCCCCAAGAACAGCAGCCGCUGUGCAUCUUCGGGACGGGAGAUCUGGGACGCUCCCUGGGCCUGCGCCUGCUGGAGACCGGCUGCAGGGUGGUCUACGGCAGCCGUGGACCUCACAGCUGCGGCCCUCUGCCACAAGGAGCUCAGGUGAUGAGCCAUGAGGCGGCGGCCAAGGCAGCGCGACUCAUCUUCAUUUGCGUGCACAGGGAGCAUUACGCAUUCAUGGGCGCGCUGGCGCCUUAUCUGGAAGGAAAGGUGUUGGUGGAUCUUAGUAAUAACCUGAAGAAAGACAUGUACCCAGAAGCUAAUGCUGUUUACUUGCAGAGAGUGGUCCCUGGAGCGACUGUGGUGAAAGGCCUCAACACGUUGUCUGCCUGGGCCCUGCAGAACGGUCUUCUGACAGGAAAACAGGUCUACGUGUGCGGCAACAACGCAGAGGCCAAGCGGGCCGUCGCCGAGGUGGCCACCAAGAUGGGCCUCGCCGUUUCCGACAGGGGCUCUCUGUCGGCGGCCCGGGACCUGGAGGACUUCCCCCUGCGGCUGUUCCCCGAGUGGAGGCUGCCGCUCCAAAUUGCCGUCGGCCUCGCCGCCUUCUUCUAUUUCUAUCUGCUCAUCAGAGACGUCAUCUACGCCUACGUGGAGCAGGGCAAAGACAUCUCCUACAGAAUUAUGGUCUCCCUGGCCAACAAGGUGUUUCCCAUCGUGUCGCUUGUCAUGCUGUCGCUGUGUUACCUGCCCGGCGUCGUCGCCGCCUUCUUUCAGCUCUACAGAGGCACUAAGUACAAGCGAUUCCCGAACUGGCUGGACCGCUGGAUGCUGUGUCGGAAGCAAAUGGGACUGGUCGCUUUGGGCUUUGCCUUCCUCCACGCCAUCUAUACAUUCAUCAUUCCCAUUCGCUACUCCGUCAGACAUAAGCUCAUCUCUCGAGUGGUGGACGAGAUGAAGAACAACAAAACCACGCCGUUUGACUUUAACGAUACGGAAGCGUGGGGAACGGACUCGUUCUACGCGCUGGGCAUCCUGGGUUUCUUUCUUUACGUUCUACUCGGCCUGACGUCGCUACCCUCGGUGGGAGGCUCGCUCAGCUGGAGGGAGUUCAGCUUCAUUCAGUCUAAGAUGGGCCACCUGACUCUGUUCAUAUGCACGGCGCACGGUUACAUUUACGGCUGGAACAAAUUCCUCCGCCCUUCGACGUACAAGUGGUACACUCCCCCGGGCUACAUGCUGUGCCUGGCGGUGCCCUCCGUGGUGCUCGUGCUGAAAAUGCUGAUCUUGGUGCCCUGCGUGGAUCGAACCCUCACCCGCAUUCGCCAGGGCUGGGAGAGGGCCCCGAGCGUGGAGGGGGGCCAGAGCAAGGCCACAAACCUGUGAGCAUCUGAGCUCCUGGUUCGUCGGGAGUGAACUCGGUGCCAUCGGGGAUGGAAAAGACUCGAAUCAACUUUCUUAAUGAGUAAUUGUUGAUCACUGCUUCUCAUGCAUUCUCCUGGCAUCGUUGAGGUUCUACAAGGUAGGGUAAGUUCAUUUUGGGCAAGUUGGAAUACGAUUGUGGCCUCUGAACAAGAUAACUUCCCCCCAAACGGAAAGACCGUCCAGGAUACGAAGCUUUCUAUUUCUCAGCUGUGUUUGUUGUUCCUCUUUUACCAAAUGCGUCAAAAAAUAGACUUGCAUCCCUCCCUCGACGACGCGCAUUGUUGUGAUAAACAGAAGCAAUCAUUUCCAUUCCUCUCUCUCCAAGUGGAGGAUCACCCCCCCCCCCCGAAGCUGCUUUCGUUCGCACGGCCCAAAUUUUCCUCCCUCUCAAGGGCGCCGCGUACGCAAAAUUAGAAUAAAGUGGUCACCCGAGUGGAGCCAGUCUCCGUCAGCCGGUUCGAUGAAACACGCUUUACCCGGUAGAAGGAGAGACUGGUUUCGAGAACACAGCACAGAAACACAAUUGUGUUUCGGUUAGACGUACACAUGCAGCCGUAGUUAAAAAAAAAAAAAAAAAAUGCUUUAUUACUGCUGUCAUCUUCUCUCUUUGGUAUCAUAAAUCCGUGGGCAACUGUGCUUUACUGUGAUUGGACCCAAAUAACCGUGUUAUCCAUCUUGCUCCCCCAAAAAAACAGUGAGAUUUUCAUGCUUUAUUUUUUAGAAUUAAAUUAUAAUGAAUGGAAUAUUUUUUGAAGGUUAUUAGUAUUUUGUAAUCUAUGUAAAAUAGUUUUCAUUAAAAAAUAAUUCACACUGGGGCGGCACGGUGGAGCAGCUGGAAAGCGUUGGCCUGACAGUUCUGAGGUCCCGGGUUCAAUCCCGGACCCACUUGUGUGGAGUUUCCAUGUUCUCCCCAUGCCUGUGUGGGUUUUCUCCGGGUACUCCGGUCUCCCCCCACAUCCCAAACACAUGCGACAUUUAUUGGACACUCUGAAUUGCCCCGAGGUGUGAUUGUGUGUGCGGCUGUUUGUCUCCACGUGCCCUGUGAUUGGCUGGUGACCAGUUCGGGGUGUACCCUGCCUCCAGCCCACUGACAGUUGGGAUAGCAACCCUUGUGAGAAUAAGCGGCUUAGAAAAUGGAUGGAUAGAUGUGUGACCCUUGUGAGGAUAGGUGGCUUUCAAAAUAGAUUGAUGGAAAACCCAAAUGUGCUUUUGUAAACAUUAUCAUUGUGAGUGUGGCUGUUUUUCUCGAUGUGCCCUGCGAUUGGCUGGCGACCAGUUCAGGGUGUACCCCGCCUCAUGCCCAUUGACAGCUGGGAUUGGCUCCAGCAAUCCCGCGACCCUCGUGAGGAUAAGUGGCUAAGAAAAUGUAUGGAUGGAUGGGUAAUUCACGCUGUUUAUUUUGUAUUAAUUUAAACAUUAUUAAUUACAGUAUUUUAUUUUAUAAAAACAGAAUAUAUACAAUAAAUUGUUUUGAUAAUUGAGAUAAAUUAAUAAGUAAAUUUUAACAGGAAAAUUGGCUAAAUUAACAAAUAUUACAAGAAUCUUUGUAAUAUAAAAUCUUGGGGGGAGUUGGACAAAAAAGCCUCUUGAUUGUUUCACAUAAAAUAUUUGACUUCCUGAAAUCUAGUUCGCUUUAUCAUUUUACUGUGAAAAUCUCUCACUGUGCAUUUUUAUCAUUUUUUCCCCUUCUGAGUUUAAUAGUGUAUUUUGAGCAUACAAAUCAUUAAACAUUCCUUAAGUGAAAACAUCAUCGUGACCUGUCAGCUAAUGUGGCGCUCGCCAGCAAAUAAAAAGUACUGAGUUGUGGGGUGCUCAGCUGGGACAUCUGGUGGACAGGUGGGGAGUGACACGAAUUGAAUGUUAAUCGGAUAACGUCCAAGCCGAAGUGGGAGCAAGUGAGGAGGAUGGAGCAGCUGUCGUUAUCAUAUCCUCGUCCGCCCCCGUGCCCAACAUUUAUGCCAAAAACAAAACCAAAAAAACUUUGUUAUCCAGCAUCUAAUAACAUUAUCUUCUCACACAAUCUGUAAUCCCUCCUCCACCCUCCCCUCCUCUUGUAUUAGCCUCUCUUCAUCAAAGAACCGAUGUUGCUUUCAGGCUCUUUUGGAUCCCAUCUUUAGAUUUAAACGAGAUUCAAAUAUUGCCCCGGGAAGCCAUGAAUCUAAUAAUGCGCCGAGAAACUGUGAAACAAGCUGUCUUACAUAUUGUAAAUUUCCUCUCGCGGUGAAAUUUCACACACCUAGACAACUCUGAUACACUUAACAGGAUUAUCUAUGGCCUGCUAGAAAAAGUAA